Molecule: messenger RNA, 1029 nt
Organism: Naegleria gruberi
Lineage: Eukaryota; Heterolobosea; Eutetramitea; Acrasida; Naegleriidae
Product: FBOX domain-containing protein
Exons: 3
Coding region: 1-1029 (342 amino acids)
Molecular function (GO): protein binding
Source: RefSeq, a predicted model, not a curated record
AUGGGUCAACAUAACUCUUCAUCAUCAUUUGAUAAUGAUGAUUCUUCGUCAAUGAGCGAUAAUGACGUUAUUGAUGAAGUAAACAGAGUAGAAAUGAAUCCGUUUUGUGUGGGAAUAAUUGGGACUGGGGAAGGUGGUAAAAGUACACUUGUGAAAAAUUUCAAAUCAGCAUUGAACAAGUACUCGCUAACAGAGUUUGAUAGAGAAGAAUUAAGGCGGAUACUAUAUUACAUGAUGAAGAAUGCUAUGGCUAGUAUUUUAAAUACAGAGUUGGAUAAUCAAUAUCUUAGUAAUAAUAUCGAUUCGGAUUAUGAGGCAAUAAGGAAAUUCAUUCCAUUCUUUACCACUCCCAACAUUCACUUGGCAUAUAGUAAUCGUCACAGAUAUCAGUUUCCUUUGGAAAAUUUUGAAAGUCUAUUGAGAAAAGUGGAUUCUAUUCAAAAUCUUGAUAUUGGAUUACAGGAAGAUUUGGAAUCAUAUUGGAUGGUAGACUUAUUGGAAAGCAAGAUUUUAAAUGGAUUCAUGAUAGAGGGUGUUGAACCAAUCAAACCAUUCAUUAAUUUUGGAAAAUCAAAUAACUCUUCAAUAGAAGUCAAUCAAAUUCCUUCAACCAACAUGAAUGAAGACAUGCUCUCAGAAAUUUUCAAGUUUUUGAAUCCAUAUGAUUUGUUUUCAGUCAUGCAAUCAUGUAAGCAAUUCAACAAAGCAGCAAAUAGAGAAAAUGUUUGGUACAAUUUGUGUAAAUAUCACCACCCACAUAUUAGCUAUAGAUUUGCUAUGAAAACAUUUGAAGAAAUGACAAGAAAUCAGCUUGAUUCUAUUGAUGAAGAAAACAAUAUAUUCAAAGUGUAUUACAAAAAUAGAGGAUGGAUUGUUCAAAAGUCAAUACAAUACAUCCAAAAUAUGUAUCUAUCUCAUAUACCUCCAACAAUAUCUUACAAGAAGACCCUUGUUAUGAAUCUAAUAGAUUAUAAGGAGACAAAGCAAGCAAUACUACAGAUAUUAAGAAAUGAAAGAGUUAUUUCUUAA